UAUGAACUUCGUUACUUUCUUCCUCCUUGCUGUUUUAGCUGUUGCUGCUUUGGCCGCUCCACAAAGAGUUAUUGAGAAGACUACUGUUAUCCGUGGAGGGGGUGGAGGAUUCGGUGGUGGAGGAUUCGGACGUCCAGCACCAUUCCGCCCACCACCACCAAGAUUUGGACCAUCAUUCGGUCGCCCACAAACAACUAUUGUCAAACAAACCAUCAUCCGCGGUUGAACACGUCUAUGGAUAUAACCUAAAUAUUAUCUGAAUAAUUGCAAUUUUAACAGCCAGAUAAAUGUUUUCUGAC
Molecule: messenger RNA, 299 nt
Organism: Caenorhabditis elegans
Lineage: Eukaryota; Metazoa; Nematoda; Chromadorea; Rhabditida; Rhabditidae
Gene: fip-5
Product: Fungus-Induced Protein
Exons: 2
Coding region: 2-226 (74 amino acids)
Source: RefSeq, marked reviewed